This is a messenger RNA of Symbiodinium sp. CCMP2456, 693 nucleotides long. Lineage: Eukaryota; Dinophyceae; Suessiales; Symbiodiniaceae. The record is from the annotation of a GenBank genome assembly.
AUGGCCGCGUUCUCUGCAGAAUCGCUCUCACUUUGUGCCUUUGCUCCAGCUGUGCUCGAGCAGCCUAUGUAUUACCUCUCCCCUGGACAGGCGUCCGUCGUGGAUACUUCUGAGAUCCUGAAGGAAGCCGUUGAAGCUGCCGGCGGCCUUCAGGACCGUGCCGACGGCAAGCUCGGAUGCUACGUCCCUCACCGCAGGGUUGCUGCUGCAUUGGGCCUUUCGUCCAGUGGUAUCGACACGGCAGAGGUAGCAUUUGGGGCAUACCUAUGGUGUACGGAGUUCGAGAAUGUUCACUCCACCUGGGCCUUUGAGGAGCCAGGCUUAGAUUUCAAUGGCCUGCGAUUUAAAGGGCCAGAGCAGCUGUUUCAACUGCACAAGUUCGGUGACAGGAAUUCGGAGGCCUUCAAAGACAAGGCGCCCGCUUUUGCAGAGGCCACCCCGCAACAGGCUUUUCGCAUGGGCAGGGGUGCGACACUUCCGCCGGAUUGGGAAGGUAUGAAAGAGAGUGUCAUGCGCGACGUCCUUCGUGCAAAGUUUGAACACGAUGGCCUCCGUCAGCUUUUGAAAAGUACACAUCCCCACCCGUUGGUCUCGGUGAAGUCGGACGCCUACUGGGGAGCCGGCUUUGAUGGAAAGGGACGCAACAGACUGGGAGCGUUGUUGCAAGAGUUGCGCGACGAGCUCUUGCAUUGA